CAACUACAUGUACUUACUUUCCAACAUGGCUACCGACAGAACGUAGAAUUUUGUUUUGGGGGUUAACAUUGCGGAUUAUUGUGACAUUUGGACCACAUGCAAGUUAUUUGGUUCACAAAAAACCACCACUGUACCGUUAUUACUAUUCUGUCUCGCAGAUUAAUUUGUUUUUAACGAGUAACUGGGAGAUGUAUCGUCGCGGGGCGGCAAAGAAAGACCACAACAACAAACCGGUGAAGAAGGACGUGAGUGACAGUGAUAAAUACGCCGACCUCUUGGUAUUCGGCUAUGCCUGCAAACUGUUCCGAGACGACGAAAGGGCUCUUUACCACGAGCAUGGAAAGCAUCUUAUCCCAUGGAUGGGGGACAAGAACAUCAUGAUUGAUAGAUACGAUGGGCGUGGUCACUUACAUGACCUCUCAGAGUAUGACAGCGGGUCAUGGAACACGUCCUACCAGCUGUCGGAAGAAGAGGCCAGAAUUGAGGCACUGUGUGAUGAGGAGAGAUACCUGGCCCUGCACACUGACCUGCUGGAAGAAGAGGCGAGACAAGAGGAGGAGUACAAACGUCUGAGUGAAGCUCUGGCGGAUGAAGGCACCUACAAUGCAGUGGCCUUCAAAUACAGCGCUGACUACUAUGACCCUUCCCAACCCACAGAGGAGGAGGACGCUAACAGGGAAACUGAAGAGGCAGAGCCUGAGGAGAGCGAGGAGCCCUUUGUUGCUCCCCCAGGGCUGGCUAUCCCCCCUGACGUGGAACUGCCGGCAACCAUCAAGACCCAUAACAUCAUUGAGAGGACAGCCAACUUUGUAUGUCAGCAGGGGGCUCAGUUUGAAAUAGUGCUGAAAGCAAAGCAGGCCGGCAACUCCCAGUUUGACUUUCUUCGUUUUGACCAUUACCUGAACCCUUAUUACAAACACAUCCUGCGGGCCAUGAAGGAAGGUCGAUACAACCUUGUCUCUGCCAGCAAGCAAGAGCAGUCGCAGGAAUCCCAUUCUGAUGAUUCAGAUGAGGAUGGGGAUGGCAGUUACCUCCAUCCCAGUCUGUUUGCCCCUAAAAGGAGCUCUCGCCUGGAGGAGCUGAUGAAGCCGCUACAAGUAAUGGACCCAGACCACCCACUGGCAGCACUCGUACGGAAAGCCAAACAGGAAAGAAAUGGCACUACAACAAUGGCCACCAAACCAGAGGAAGUGGCAGACCCAGCGGCAUCCAGCACACCAGCGCAGUACACUACUGAUCCGAAUGCAGCAGCAAUGUACUACGGCUACUACAUGCUUCCUGAUGGAACAUUCUGCUUAGCCCCACCUCCCCCAGGGAUAGACGCCAGCUCCUACUACAACAAUAUACCUUCGGCUGUCAUGGCUCCCCCUACUUCUUCUGCGGCUUUGCCUCAUGUUGGUACUACAUCCACCCCUCCUGAAACCAUUGCCAUGGUACCACCAGCUGCAGCCCCCUCUCAGGUCACCAGCUCCAUUGCUCCUGCCACCAUACCAGAAACCAGUCAGAAAGCUGAAGCUCAAGUUUCCGCACCAGCAGUGGCAGCCAUCAUUCCCCCACCACCAGACAUCCAACCAGUCAUAGACAAGCUGGCCGAGUACGUUGCUAGGAAUGGUGUUAAGUUUGAGGCCAGCGUCCGUGCCAAGAAUGAUCCACGGUUUGACUUUCUGCAGUCUUGGCAUCAGUACAACACCUAUUACGAGUUUAAGAAGAAUUACUUCAUGCAGAAAGAAGGAAAAGGCUUGCCAGAGACUGAGACAGUAGAUGAUGGUGAUGAGCUUCAAUCAGACAAGUCAGCCAAGGAUUCCAAGCUGACUAAAGCCUCUUUUGCCCCCAUCUGUUUUGCCAUCAAGGCAAAAGAAAAUGACAUGUUGCCGCUGGAGAAGAACAGGGUUCGAUUGGACGAUGACUCUGACGAGGACAAGUUGCUGGAGGGUGAGGGGCUGGAAGCUGUGAUUGGUGGAGCUGAAAUGGUCGACAAGGAGCCUCCACCAGUCAGUGCACCAGAAGAGAAGAGACCGACUCUCAGUUUGGAGGAGUUGGAGGCGAAACAAGCCAAGCAGAAACUGGAGGAUCGUCUAGCAGCUGCAGCCAGGGAGAAGCUGGCUCAGGCAUCUAAGGAGUCCAAGGAGAAACAGUUACAGGCGGAGAGGAAGAGGAAGGCAGCGCUCUUUCUACAGACCCUCCGCAGCCCCUUUCCCGGGGAGCCUGAGGCCAAGAGAGCUGAAGUAGACGCAUCUGCACAGCUUGAGAUGCAAGAAGCCCUUUCUGUUCUGUCCGACCUUCCACCUCCUCAAGUGUCCUCUGCACCCACUGCAUAUCCUCAGGACCAAAGGCCCCCCGCGGAGAACCAAGGGGUCUACCGCAGCAGGGAGGCCCCAUCCUCAUCCUCCUACACUUCCUCCAGAGGAGCAGACAGAGACCGAGACCGAGACCGAGACCGAGAUAGAGACAGAGACAGAGACAGAGACAGGGAGAAAGACAGAGACAGGAACAAAGGGAGGGACAAAGAGAAAAAGAAGAAAAAACACAAGAGGAGGUCAAGAUCAAGAUCAAGGUCGAAGAGCAGACACUCCCUUCCCAGUGCCUACAGGAGAGCCCGCAGGUCCCGAUCCCGUUCACACUCCCCGGGAAGAAGGGACAGGAGCGGUCCCUCAUCAGAAAGGAGACGUGAUGAGAGAGAGUGGGAGCGCUAUCAUCCCAGCAGCAGCUCCAGCCUGCCCAGAGGGCAUUCCAGAUCCAGGUCCCCUUCUGAAAAAAGGAAGAGCUCCUUGUCAUCCUCAGGACAGAUGCAAAUUGCAGGUUCCUCUCUCUCCCCUUAUUCCUCACCGGGCAGAGCUUUGUCCCCAUCAGCUAGCCCUGCCUCCAGCCUGGCUCACUCCAGGGGUGGUUCUCAGGAGAAAGACAAGGCAGUGUCCUCAUCCAUAGUAUCCUCUGUUCAGUCCAAAAUAACUCAGGAUCUGAUGGCCAAAGUGCGAGCCAUGCUUGCCACCUCCAAGAACUUCCAUCCUCCCAAUUCCUAAAGAAAGCGUGGCUCUUUACCCGCUACGACAACCUCGGCCAAUCAGCAAACGGCGUUCUCCAAUUUCCCGGAGAUUUAUUCGGCCUGGAUCUGUUUUGACUACCUGUGUUUAUCCCUGAUUUAUCAUUUCAUCUUGAUUUGAGCAUCAGCAGAUUCAGUUUGGUUCCAUUAUCUCUUCUGCAGUAAUGUGAGAGUGAAGUAAAGGCACUCGCUUAAGUUGAAAUAUCCAGUUUCACACUUGACCUGAUAAAAAUGGCUCAUCAGCUGGGAGAUCAUGUCAGCAGUUGACAUGUUUUGAUGCAGGGAAUGUCAAAUAGUGGAAAUAAUCCAUAUGUUAUUUAACAUCCUGUUUGGAAACACUCCACUUUUCUCCCACGUGAUGACAGCUAUUCUCUGCAGCAUUACCUAACUCUGCUGGAGGUCUGUAUUCUCUCCUUCUAUGAAGGGUUGUGUUGUUUUGAUCAUUUCAUUUCUGUCCUCUCUCAUCUACCAUUCUGUGCUGUUGUUUUCCCUCCGUUUUUUUUCCUCCCCCAGCUGUCUUUUCUCUCCAGCACCUCACCCAUCUACAUGAGAAGCUGUUUUAAUUUUUUACUCUUGUCCCUCAGCUCUAGUGCGUGGCCUUCUAUUUCUGUUCCUCGUUUGUACUGUAAUGAAUUUAAUGCAGAAUUACUUUCUAAUCCAGACUGUCAAUAAAGUUUCAAUUAUGAUUUA
This is a messenger RNA of Thunnus maccoyii (southern bluefin tuna), 3730 nucleotides long. It is a transcript of the gene sfswap, whose product is annotated as splicing factor SWAP. Gene Ontology annotation, biological process: mRNA 5'-splice site recognition; RNA processing. The transcript is spliced from 19 exons. The coding region runs from base 189 to 3020 and encodes 943 amino acids. Gene Ontology annotation, molecular function: RNA binding. The record is from RefSeq and is a predicted model, not a curated record. NCBI's taxonomy places the organism in Eukaryota, Metazoa, Chordata, Actinopteri, Scombriformes, Scombridae.